CGGGGGGUGCACCUCUCGGUGUCCGACACUGGUGGUUGCUGCUUGAGAGGAAAGUGCUGCUGCUGCGGUGGUGCGACGUGGAAAGACAGAAUGACACUUAUGUCUUUUAAAAUCCAGCGACACCAUGAGAACAGACUGUCAGUCUCCAGCAGGAUCUAACUAUGAUAUGUAGCACAUCAGCGAUCAACUGAGUCACCACUUGAAGAACAAGUCGACAACAUGGACGGGGGCUUGACUGUCACUUUGAUAUCGGUUGUGAUGUUUGUAGGUACUUUUGUACUUGGAUUCCUCCCACUGUUGUUCAGACUUAAUGAGAAAAGCCUGCGGUUUGUCUCCAUCCUGGGGGCAGGACUCCUGUGUGGGACAGCACUGGCUAUCACCAUCCCUGAGGGAGUGGGCUUACUGGAAGAGUCAUGGAGAGUGUCCUCCUCCUCUGAUGAGCCAUCCGGUCUGAAUGCCAGCGAAAAAAAACAAAAUGCAACUUCCACAGAGAGAGGCCUUCCACCUCGGUUCUUCAUCGGUGUGGCUUUAACUUUCGGCUUCACCUUCAUGUUUGUGGUUGAUCAGAUCGGAAGUUACUUCUCCAUGCGUGGCCGAGCGACUCGUUUGCCUAACAGUGUCGGCAUCACAGCCACUUUGGGGCUGGUCAUUCAUGCGGCAGCUGACGGAUUCGCUGUGGGUGCAGCUGUGGCCACGGGGCAAGUGACAGUGCAAGUUAUAGUAUUUUUUGCUGUGAUUUUACACAAGGCGCCUGCAGCUUUUGGUUUGGUCUCCUUUCUGAUGCAUGCAGGCCUUGAGAAGAAGUACAUCCAGGGACAUUUGCUGGCCUUUUCAGCUGCAGCACCUGUACUUGCCAUCACCACUUACUUCAUAUUACAUGCGUCUGGCAGUUCAUCUCAGAAGCAGCUCAGUGCGACAGGCUUGGGAAUGCUCUUCUCGGCUGGGACCUUCCUCUAUGUGGCCACAGUGCACGUUCUCCCCGAGAUCAGCAGCAGCAGCAGGACGGGCCAACCCCCCUCUAACCUCCAGCUUCACACUGGAGCCGAGGCGCACCAUCAGCGACACAUGGGGCUCCUGGAGAGCCUCACUUUGAUCCUCGGGGUCGGGCUCCCGAUGCUGCUGGCUCUCGGGCUGCAGGACGACUGAGAAAGAAAGGGCUAUUAAGUGUAGUGCAAAGGGCACAGUGUCACCACGCCUGAAAAGAAAACGCCUGCCACUGUACAGUGUUCACUAUCUGUAUGGCACAAGGACUGAGUGCACAAACUGUUACUGGAAAGAGAGUUUAUUUUGCUGUGUUUUAGUCUCAGGGAAACUUGCUUUUGAGUCCAGCUUUUGUUUGUGUAUCAAAAGAGCUCUCCGGUAGCGCUAAAGAAUCUGAUAGCUAAUAUAUUUCCUGUGGGUGGACUGAGUUUCCAUUCCAAGACUGAAGAAGUGUGCCAUGUGUUGCCAAGUUUGAAUUCAAUAAGCUUUCUUAAGUCCCUUUCAGCGUCGUAUCACAAAGAUACUGAAAGUCUGAGAACAUGAUAUGUUCAAUAUUGAAAUCCCAGUAACUGGAUUUACAGGAACAACCAAAUCAUCUGAUACUGUAAGAGUUCUUAGACGCACAUUUUAAAAUAAUUUAGUUUGUUUGUUCGUAUAGUCAGGAGCUUGAAAACAGAACCGGACUUUCAGUCAAUGAGAGUUUUUGUCAGUACAACUGUGGAAGCCACUUGGAUGUGACAUGAGCAACGAUAUGUAGGAAGUCCAGCAGCUCUUUAAUUCAGUUAAAUAAAACACGGGUCACAGAAACAGGUGGCUGACGGACGGUAUUGUACAUAACUGGGGUUAUCAAGUGGGUAAUUCCAAUCACAGAUGUUUCACUGUCUGUCAAUUUAAAAAUCAGGGUUAUCUCUUGCAAUAAACACUGCUCAUGUUAUGAUGGCUUAUUCGACCGCUUAAAGUCUUGCUCUUUUUAGUUUUCCCCACACAACACAUUUUUUGUUGCAGUAGUAAACUACAGAACCAUGUUAAAUAAAGAUAUAGAAACAAGAUGUCAAUAUUAAAGGCACGUUACACUUUAAAGAAUGACCUAUUUAUUAAGAUGUAAUAAAACAUUAAAUACUACAAAGUCAUAAACACUGUACAUU
Cottoperca gobio is the source of this 2126-nucleotide messenger RNA. Its product is annotated as zinc transporter ZIP9. Bases 220 to 1146 code for a protein of 308 amino acids. Lineage: Eukaryota; Metazoa; Chordata; Actinopteri; Perciformes; Bovichtidae. The transcript is spliced from 7 exons. The record is from RefSeq and is a predicted model, not a curated record. Gene Ontology annotation, molecular function: metal ion transmembrane transporter activity. Gene Ontology annotation, cellular component: membrane. Gene Ontology annotation, biological process: transmembrane transport; zinc ion transport.